This is a messenger RNA of Amoebophrya sp. A120, 8084 nucleotides long. The record is from the annotation of a GenBank genome assembly. NCBI's taxonomy places the organism in Eukaryota, Dinophyceae, Syndiniales, Amoebophryaceae.
AGUAGAGACAAAGUGGUAGGCAUACAAAACUGUUGCGAGAAAUCAUUGAAGUGUCAACAUCGGUGUAUCCGCUGGUGAGGAAGAAGAUAUAUUAGGAGCCUUUUAAGGUACCUACCUGCAGGAGCGUCGCGCGCUUGGAAGAUGCCUCUUGUAUAGAAAUAGAAUAGCAUCGGAAAUAAGUACAAGCAGGUGGAGCUGCAGCUAUGUCUCUGUCUCCCGGGCGUGCCGCCCGUGGAGACCAUGACCAACUCCGAGACCAGGUCGACCGGGCCACGGUACACUUGAAGACCAAUCCGGAUACCACCUUCUACAAAAUCUCCGACCACCAGAGCGGCACCGAUGGGUUGCAGAAAAAACGCACCUGGAAACCGCGGCGGAGAAAGGUAAAAGAAUAUUUCAGAGCAUAGCAUGCAUCGAUGUCGAUCUCGCUGCUUGGAUGGCAGCUAGAAGAAGGGAAGAACAGCAGGAGGAGCGAGUUUUGAAGUUGCAUGUUGGAAUAAACAAGAAGGUAACUGAAACUGAUACGAAUUUUGAAAACCAAAAUGAAAUCUCCUUCGAUAAUAUUAAUUUAGGUCCGCGCCGCCUACCGUGUGCCUUCGGAAUACGACGACACGGUGCCUUAUGGAUGUGUCAGGUUUGAAAUCGUCAAAGUUGAAAUAGUUUGUCAUGCAUAAAACGGAUACCAGUUAGACCUGCAGUGUGUAGUCGGUGCAUGGUAAAUUUACCCGGUCCUGGAAGCGAGUCUGUCAUGCGGUUUAGGGCAAAAGAGCUGCCUUCUGUCAUGCUAGUUAGCAGUCCAACUUUUGACCCUUGCCAGGACUAUAAACUGCCUCCCGUGGGUCCUCUGCAAUAGAGUCACUUUUUGUGCCGCAGUUUCUGCAUUACAAAUUAUUUCAACUUUGACGAUUUCAAACCUGACGCUUCCAUAUCCCUGAUUGGGCCUCCUGGCAGCAGAAUUUUGCCAACAAGGCGGAGCUAUGCAUUGCAAAAGUAUCGUAGUAGUAUAAAUCGCAUGACAAAUUAGCCCAGCAAGACAAACGGAAUUUGUCAUGCUGAUUUGGCUUGGAAACGGGAUUUGUAAUGCAUGACUGCGAUUAGUACGACUACGAGUACGAUACUUUUGCACAGAAUAGGAGCACGCCGCGGUUUCCAUCCAGGCGGGCCUGAUUGCGCAGGAGGCCUGGGAGGCCAGCAUGCUGUCGACGACGGAAGAGGAAGAGGAUGUGUACUACGGAAACCGACAGGAUUUCAGUCACAUGUUCCAGGAGAACCGGGUGGUCGGCCGACGAAGGUCCGGCGACCAGCCCGUGGAUGACUACACCUAUGAACAAGAACGGGCGGCUGGACCACGUCGGGCCCCCCGCGGCCCCGAAGAGUUUACUCGGAAGUACAAAUCCGAAGGCCGCGCGCCGAGUCGGGAAGGAAGAAGUGGCGCCAGAGCGCCGAGUCGCGAGGGCGGCAAUCGGCGGGAGUCGAACAGCCGCGACGGCAGAAGGCGGGGUGGACGGGAAUUCAGCCAAGAGCCGGAAGCGUAUGGACCAAGAGGCGCGGAUCACAAAUUGCAGGACGCGGCGCGGUCACCACAAGGCGGCACACGGGGAAGCGGGCGCAGUGGUGGUGGGGGACAACAUCAUCCACCACAAGACCAAACAAGUGGUGGUCCCCCCCCGGACCAAUCACCAGCUGGCGCGCCCGCAGGCUCGCACCGAAGUGGCAGCAGUCCGCGGGAACGAAGAGGCGAUCGUGAGCACGGCUCAAGUCCGCACGGGUCGGAGGGCCGACGGGGAAGAAGUCAGGACCCGCACGGCGCAGCAGGAGAUGACCGUCAUGAUCGCGCAUCGAGAAGAGGCCGCAGCGGCGAGCCGCACGAGGAUCGCGGCGGCAGUCGCGGACGGGGCGGCGGACACGGACAGCAGCACAGUCAGCCGCGAGGUCAGGGACACCAGCAGCACCCGGGCGGUCCCGGUCCGCCCCCCUUGUCGCCCCAACAACAGCUCGGGAGCCGCAGUCCGCAGCGGGGCACCCGCGGGGGUGGCGCAAGACAACAACUCGCCAGUCCGCCCUCCGCCAUGAAACAGUCCUACAACAACGGCAUGGGGAGUCGCGGCGCGGGCGCCUCACCGAAAAAGGUUUCCUUGUUUGACAGUGGCGGGAGCCCGACCGCGACGACCAAAAAGUCCUACGCUCCGCCCAAGGAUCCGGAAGAAAGGAAAGCGUGGGAAGAGGAGAAACAGUACCAGAACCGGUAUGGAAGCGUCAGGUUUGAAAUCGUCAAAGUUGAAAUAGUUUGUCAUGCUCAUGCAUAAAGUGCAGCCCUCAAAGUGCCUGUCUUGCAACGUAGGCAAGUGUUGAGGCAGAUUGUAAGCCUGUUGAGGGGUAGAAACUACUGAGCUGCUAACGUAGCACGAUUCCUUACCCAAACAGCAUGACAAACUGGAUUUUGGUUCUACCCAAAUUUGUCAUGCGCCACUUACAAACUGGGCCACAACUUUCAUCCAUUUUAUGCAUUGCAAGUUAAUAUUCGAACAUUGUCGAUUUCAAUCCUGACACUCCCAUAACCGGCGGGCCUCGGUCAUGGAGCAUCCGGAGAUGGUGAAGGCGCGCGCUAUCAAAUGUAAAAAUGUCUGGGUCUGGAAGAAUGCAACUUGUCAUGCUAAAUCUGAAGCAUGCAAAAAUGAAAAUCUGUGUUGCAUGAUUGCCAAAAGUCGUCAGGUUUUGACCAAGUCGGGAGGGAGUUUCUCAUGCAGAAUAGGCAUGAGAGAGAUCGCGCAGAAUCUGUCAUGUUAGGUCCUGCAUUCCAGACCUCAUGGGUCAUGGAAAAGCUGCAUGACAGAUCGCGCAUUCUUCCAGACCCAGACAUAUCUGCAGUUGAUACGCGCGGACCUGAUGCAAUUCGUUAUGCACAGCGACACGCAGGACAUGCACGAAGUCCAGCAGCGGUUCGAGGAGUUCACCGAUUUUUUGACAAGACAAGCCUUCGAUCGCUGGAACGUAUCAGAAGGACAGAAAGCGGUGCUGAACCAAAAUAACGUCAGGUAUAUAUUUUCUUGAAUCGGGUCAAGAAGUAAACGUAAAGUACUUUCUUUCAUAAUUUUCGAAGAGGAUGAGGACUUUCCCCGCCGGCCUGCUGCCAAGAAGAAAACUUAAAGUAUGUAGCAGGGCGGAAUGACUUGUACUAGUACAACUAGUUCCAGCACAAGCAUAAAAGUGCUGAAGAGGCACUCAUGUGACCACGAUGCACAACUCCAAACAGGACACAAAUGCUGAAGGCCCAACAGGGCUACCUCCAAGAGCUGCAGUACCAUCGCUACCGCGAGGGACAACGCCCCGGGGACAUCCCAGGAACCGGUAUGGUGAUGCCCGGCGAGAUAUCAACUGUAAAAAUGUCUGGGUCUGGAAAAAUUCAUGUUUGUCAUGCUUGUCUGGCAUGACUCUUAAAUCUGUCAUGCACGUUACCCAAGAGCUCCGUUUUUCUGUGAUGCAAAAGCGCAGUUUGUCAUGCAGAAUAGGCAACACCUGGGAGCUGAGAAACUUCUCAUGCUGAGUCAGCAUUUGCAGCCUCAGCAUGAGACGCUACCCAGCAUCACAAGUUCCCAGACCCAGACAUUUUUACUUUUGAUACGAGAGCUACAAAAUCGAUACCGGCGGUGCCGCGAAGGACGAAGUGGUCAAGGCGUUUGUCGAUGGACAGACCCAGGGCAUGAGCAACGAUGGUAUGAUGAUAUCAUCACGACACAGAAUUAAUACUACAAACUCAAACAGAAAGAUGUAGCGAAAUAAAGAACAAGGUCAUGAUCGUGGCGUUCCCGUUUUCAUAUCUAAAAACCCGUCGAUUAACAGUAAGAAGGCAAGACAUGUGAUGACGCAAAACAAUAAACCUCCAUCCACCACAGGUGCAAACGUGAUCUUGUACGAUGCCCUCACUGUCUUCACCCUGGACGAGCAGGAGCUAAUUCGCAUGAUCAUCGACGAGCGAGUGCACCAACUGCAGAUCUACGCGCCGGGGAGGAAAGGCCGGGGGUCGAAGGAAGAGGAGGAGGAAACCGUGUCUCUGGACGAACUGAAUUUCGUCAAAAGUAUAAACAAAAGAUAAAAUUAAAAUUAUUGCUUUCGUUGUUCUCUUGAUGCAUGCUGCUAAGGUCUCUGCGGUUUUGGAAUCUCUUCACAAACUACAGAAGAUCAUGGGAAGAUAUUCGGCCGCCAAAGGACGAUGGCGCUCCAUGAUGCCGGCCUGUGUCCUUAAGUCAGCGACCACGGGCCAGUUUUUCUAUUAGAAAAACUGGCCUGUCUGCAUCAUCUUUCUAUAGUUACUAUAGAAAGAUGAUGCAGACAACGAUCCUUCCUCGAAACAUCAAAUAAUCUGAUCUACUAGACUACACAACUCCUUCACAGACGAGCUGAUUUCGUGGCAGUUGAAAGCAAAAACGCUGGAGGAAGAAUACGGCAAGAAGGUGCAGCGAUUCCAAGACUUGGUGGACGAGCUCCGCGCCAAGGUCGAACAGCUCGAGAACGUGGAGAUCGUGGAGCGCGACCAAAGAAUCGAAGAACUGCAGUCCGACACGGAGGACCUAAAACUCAAAAUUGACGAGGUGAAAAUGGAGGCCGAAGCGGAAAAGUUUGAGUACUGAACCGUGUGUCGUUCUUUCCUGAUUUUUGUUUGCAAUGACGGUUGUGUUCUUGGCAACAGUUACGUCUCUGCAACGCCGAUGGUAAAAAUCAUGGAUGCGCAUGCGGCUGCGGGGGCCUGAUCCCACUUGAAUGAUAACACGAAGAUCACAAAAAUGAAUUCAGGCUCGAAUCGAAGGUCAGCGAGAAGCAAAUGGAGAUUGACCUGCUCAACAAGCAGCUCGACGAACUUCGCGCCGGGCUGGAUCCCAGCAAGGUUUCCAGCGAAAGCGAAAAGGCGCAGACGGACAGCGAGGAAAAAGCCAAGCGAGAAGCGGAACUGUAUCUUCGUUUUUUCAUGUGUGGUAGAAUGUUGAUGCUAGCGGAGAGUCCGAGGACUUUCAUCUUCAUGCUGUGCAUGCCUGAUCAUGGUUGUAAUCGUGAUGCCAAAGGCUGCGCAGAAAGAUACUUAAGUGAAAACUUGUCCGAACUACAGAACCCUUCUCGCCGAGGAGCUGGUGGCGUGCAAGGCGAAACUAGCCGACGCGGAGUUGGAGAUUGCGAGAUUGCGUGCGGAAAUGGAGCAAUCCGUUCAGAACGCCAAUGCAAAAGCUAGGCGAGAUUCCGGCGGCCAAGUGGACGAUGAAGAGUUCGCGGCCAUGCGCAAGGAGCUGGAAGACGCGAAGAGGGAGUUGGAGAGGAUGAAAGUACAAAAUAUAACGUGUGGAGGUGUUGGGCUGGUUUUGAUUUGAUAUUAGAUGACGAGGAUUUAUGUUGUGUAGUACGUCCUCAUCCUCUGUGUCAGUCUCGUGCUUGAGCAUCACGUUCUUGAGCAACUCUGUUUUCAUCUUCAGCAAAUGUAAAUGAAACACGACAAACGCCCGAUUAUUUUAUGAAACACCACCUUCCAGACCCUCCUCCUCCAAGAAGAGGAGUUGCGCCGAAAAGCGGAGGACAUCGCUGACAAGUGGAAACUAUGAAUUGCAAAAGCAUCGUACUAGUAGCAAUUGCAUUACAAAUUGCCUCAGCAUGACAAAUGGAAUUUGUCAUGCUGUUUGACCUUGGGAUGUAGAUUUGUAAUGCAUAACUGCAAUUACUAUGAGUACGAUACUUUUGCACUGGAUAGAAACAGGACGUGGAGGCGCUGAAGGGCGAGAACGACCGGUACCGCCAACGGCUGGAGUCCCAGGACGCCGAGAUGCGGAGUUUGCGGCAGAAAAUCACGCAGUUGGAGAUGGUCGAGCAGGAGCUGCUGCAGCAACUCGCGGAGAUCAACGCGCUCAAGGACGUGGGGGAGACGGGGAAGGCGUUCAAGGGCAUGAUGCGGAAGCUGGGCGUGAAGUCGGGCGGCAUAUGACAGUGCGCAACCCCCCCCCUCCCCCUCAUUUGUAUUGCAGGAACAGCAAUACAAACGCCAGCGACCCUGGAGCUUGUGCAUUACAAAUUUAUGUACCUAGUACUGAAGUUAGUACUAUUUGGGCUUUGGAAAUUUGUCAUGCAAACAGUGCCACGGGGAUGAACAUGAAGCGGCUGGAUUUCUGAUUUAGCAUGGCAAAUGAAGGGGAGGGGGAUUUGUGCACUGUCAUAGGGCAACCGGCUGAACCGGAAGGUGUUCGAGCGGCUCUACAUCGACGCGUUGGACCGCAUGGAACGCGCCGCGCGGCUGAACCAGACGAAGCUGAACGAGCAGCGAAACAACUGGGAGAUGAUUUUGGGUGCGCGGGACCUGUACGGCGACAAUUUCCUCCCCACCGGGCGACCGCCCGCAAGCGACCACUUGAUCGACGCGUUCCGGUCGCUUCCCGACCGGAGUCUGGUGGCCGCCUUACCCGCGGACGACUAUUUGUACAUGUUCACCACCCCCCUUGGCGGCGCCACCGGCGGCAACGACUACGCCGGCGCCUACCAAUACAGCACGAUCGGGCACAGUAGCACACAAUACGGAACAAUGGGCGGGUAUGAUCCACAAAAAAGACCCAUCUUGAUCUUCCCCAUUUGAUUUGCCAUGCAUACAUGCAUCAAAGUAGCCUGUGUUUCUCAUGCAAAAAAUGGAUCGGGUUCGGGAUGGGUUUUUUUCCAGCCUAUAACAGGUCCAGUUCCAGCUCGUCGACAACCAUCAAUCGGCGGCCGCGACUCCGGGCAACUCGGUCCCUGUCCCCGUCGGCGUUGCUGCUCGCGGCCGCCUCGGACUGGACGCCUCUGUCGCCGUCCGCGCGCGCACAACCACUAUUACCCCCGGAAGAACGCCGGGAGCUGCGGACGAAGCGGCACAUCAUUUCCGCCGAAAACGAGUCCGCCACGGUCGCCUCCUCGACCACAGCCGGCGGCCAUGCCACGAUGUCGACAAUCCACGAGCAAAACCAGCAACACACGCGAACCAUUGGGGGUUCCUCAUCCAGUAGCUCCUCUUCGAGUCAUGCGAACAAAAAGAUGGCGUCGCGGACAACAAGCGGAGCUGCGAGGAUGGUGGAGCGAACAUCAAGAUCACCGCCGAUACGACUACCAAUUCCCGCGAGUGCGACGAUUUCCGCGAGCAGUGCUUUAUCAAAUCGUGAGCGGAUUCCGGGUUCGAUCAAGGUCGGAUCCCCGAGGGCGCAUUUGAACGCGAUGAUGGGCGACCGGCAAAUGCACAGUCCCCGGACCGUGGCCGGGUUCGAGCGCAGCCCAAGCAGCGGCCCACGACCAUCUUCGCCGACAAGAAGGUUCUUUACCUCGAGCAACGGGAAGAACCACGACUACAACGGCGAGGACAAUUCCAACUCGAGCGGGGUUGUCAACCUCACCCGGUUUGCGAAUGCCGGCGACUCCAUGUACUCCUCCCGGCACAAGCUGAAAAAACCCAGGUGUCAACACUGCGGACACAAAUUGACGCAUUAACUGUUGUACCAACUAAGUACCUACUGAGCGGAUGUGGAGUUGUACCAGCAGUAGGCGUAGUAGUUCAGUGAAGAUGGUGAAAACCUUACUGGUGACGAGUAUAGGAUACGUCUUGUUCUCAAAUUGCAUCUACUGUAGUUGUAAAAUUGAUUUCACUUCUCAAAUUUAACAUCGAAAAGCAAAAGUGCAUUUGCCUUUUCUGCGAAAUAAAUCCAACGUAUAGAUAACCUGAGUUCAUGGUAAAGGUUGAAUAAUUGUGAUUGUCAAUGUACAAUAAGCAACUGUGCGAGUGAAGCCUUGCUUUGCUGCGUACUAGCAUGAAACAAUGUAUUGGCCUUCUUGUUUUGCUAUAUUCUGUUUCAUUACAACCAUGUACACCGACUGUCGUGUAACAGCGUGCAAUGUUUCCAUUCCAAUAUCAACGAAGCAACAGUCUGACUGACAGAAACAAUUCUGGUUCAUCGAAAAGCAAGUGUCGACGUAAUCCACCGAGAUCAUGGCUGCGGUACCUAUUCAAGCCUAUGUAGUGGUUGAAACUACGAAUGCGAUGUAAGCAAUGUGUUGGCUAUUGUGGCCGUUGUAUUUUAUUUUCGACAUCAAAG